UGUCACCAUGGCGGGAGCCACGCCACCAGCGGGGCCAGCCGGAUCCCAGGCCGGGGCUCCAGGGACGCCCGACCAGCCCUACGCCUGCCGGGAGUGCGGGAAGGCUUUCAGGUGGUCCUCCCGUCUGGCCCACCACCAACGCAGCCACACGGGAGAGCGGCCCUACAAGUGCCCCGAGUGCCCCAAAGCCUUCAAGGGCUCCUCCGCCCUCCUCUACCACCAGCGGGGCCACACGGGCGAGCGGCCCUACGCCUGCCCCCAGUGCGGCAAGGCCUUCAAGCGGUCCUCCCUCCUCCAGACCCACCAGCGGGUCCACACGGGGCUGCGGGCCUUCGAGUGCGCCCAGUGCGGUCUCACCUUCAAGUGGGCGUCCCACUACCAGUACCACCUCCGGCAGCACACCGGCGAGCGGCCCUACCGCUGCCCGGCUUGCCCCAAGGCCUUCAAGAACUCUUCCAGCCUCCGCCGGCACCGGCACACGCACACCGGCGAGCGGCCCCACGCCUGCCCCGUCUGCGGCAAAGCCUUCGCCCAAGCCACCAACCUCCGGCAGCACCAGCGGGUCCACACGGGGGAGCGGCCCUACGCCUGCACCCAGUGUGGCAAGACCUUCACCCACUCCUCCAACCUCCUCCUCCACCGACGCACCCACGCCACCACCCAGUCCUACGAGUGCCCGACCUGCUCCAAGGCCUUCGUGUCUGACACCUGCCUGCAGAAACACCUACAGAGCCACACCGCCAUGCCACCGCUCCUCCCAGCCCCCGCCACCCCACCAGAGACGCUCUGGAGUUGCUCCACCUGCCCCCUGAGCUUCACCAGUGAGGAGGAGCUGCUGGGACAUCAAAGCAGCCACUCGGUGACAAUCGUGACGCCGCCAGCCACCCCUCACCAUUGCCCCACCUGCGGCAAGACCUUCAAGAACAGCUCGGGGCUGGCCCGGCACCGGCACGGCCACGCUGCUGAGCGGCCCUUCAAGUGCACCGUCUGCCCAAAGACCUUCACCCAUUUGACAGGGCUGUUGGGCCACCAACGCAGCCACCCAGCCGCUGUCCCACCGCGUCCCCUCCCCGAGGCUCCUCACCCCCCAGCAGCGUCCCAGCCCGCUCCGGAGCGCCCUUACCAGUGCACUGAGUGCGGCAAAGCCUUCAAGGGCUCCUCGGGGCUGCGGUACCACAUGCGGGACCACACGGGCGAGCGGCCCUACGCCUGCCGCGAGUGCGGCAAGGCCUUCAAGCGGUCCUCCCUCCUCCAGACCCACCAGCGGGUCCACACGGGGCUGCGGGCCUUCGAGUGCGCCCAGUGCGGUCUCACCUUCAAGUGGGCGUCCCACUACCAGUACCACCUCCGGCAGCACACCGGCGAGCGGCCCUACCGCUGCCCCGACUGCCCCAAAGCCUUCAAGAACACCUCCUGCCUGCGCCGCCAUCGCCAGCUCCACACCGGCGAGCGGCCCCACGCCUGCCCCGUCUGCGGCAAAGCCUUCGCCCAAACCUCCAACCUCCGGCAGCACCAGCGGGUCCACACGGGGGAGCGGCCCUACGCCUGCCCCCAGUGCGGCAAGACCUUCACCCACUCCUCCAACCUCCAGCUCCACCGACGCACCCACUCCGCCGCGCGCCCCUACCGCUGCCCCCUCUGCCCCAAGGCCUUUGUCAUGGCCUCCUACCUCCAGCGUCACCUCCGCACCCACGCCCCCGGUCCUCGCGGGACUCCCCGCCGUCCCCCUCUGCCUCCCCCCGAACCCCAGACCUUCCUGCUGGUGCAGACCCCCCAGGGCCUGCAGCUCAUCCCCAGCCCCCCGACCCCCCCGCGGAAGCUCCUGCUGCUGCCCAGUGCCCCAGCCGAGCCCCCUGCCUUCACCCUACUGCCUGCUGAGGGUCCCUCACCCCAGGCGGGGAAGGGCCCCCGGGCGUUGGGACCCCCUGCCGCUGGGCAGAGCAUCCUCUUGGUACCAGGCACGGGGCAGGCGCUGCCCGGCAUCCAGCUCCAGGCCGUGGCAGGGACCCCGGCGGGGGCCAGUGUCAUUGUCCUGAGGGGUGGCGUUGGCAGUGUCCUCCCCCUGCGGGCACCGCAGCCCCCCGAGGUGAGCAGCGUCCAGCUGCAGGCAGCCGAGGUGACCAACGUUCAGCUGCAAGCCCUGCCACAACCCUUGGAGGUCACCAAUAUCCAGCUCCAAGCUGCCGAGGUGACAAACGUUCAGCUCCAAGCUACAGAGGUGGCAAGCGUCCAGCUCCAAUCCCUGCCGCAGCCCUUAGAUGUCACCAACAUCCAGCUUCAAGCUGCUGAGGUGACGAACAUCCAGCUCCAAACCCUGCCACAACCCUCCAAAGUGACCAAUGUCCAGCUCCAAGCUCUGCCACAGCCCUUGGACGUCACUAACAUCCACUUCCAAGCUGCCGACGUGACCAACGUCCAGCUCCAAGCUCUGCCACAACCCUCCGAUGUCACCAACAUCCAGCUGCAGGCCACAGAGGUGACAAAUGUCCAGCUGCAAGCCCUGCCACAACCCUUGGAUGUCACCAAGAUCCAGCUCCAAGCCCUGCCACAACCCUCCAAGGUGACCAACAUUCAGCUCCAAACCCUACCGCAACCCUUGGAUGUCACCAACAUCCAGCUGCAGGCCACCGAGGUGACAAAUGUUCAGCUCCAAGCCGUUCCACAGCCCUCGGGCAUUACCAACAUCCAGCUCCAAGCCCUGCCACAGCCCUCAGAGGUGCCCAGUGUCCAUCUUGAGGCCACAGAAGUAUCUGACGUCCAGCUGCAGACCACAGAGGUGACAGAUGUCCAUCUCCAGUCCACGGAAGUACCUGACAUCCAUCUCCAAGCCACAGAAGUGACCAACAUCCAUCUCCAAACUACAGAGGUGCCUGAUGUCCAGCUUCAGGCCACGGAGGUGCCUGACAUCCAGCUGCAGACCACAGAGGUGCCCAGCAUCCAGCUUCAGGCUAUGGAGGUGCCUGAUGUCCAGCUCCAGGCCAUGGAGGUUCCUGAUGUCCAGCUCCAGGCCAUGGAGGUGCCCGAUGUCCAGCUGCAGAGCACAGAGGUGCCUGACGUCCAGCUCCAGGCCAUGGAGGUGCCUGACGUCCAGCUGCAGACCACGGAGGUGCCUGAUGUCCAGCUCCAGGCCAUGGAGGUGCCUGACGUCCAGCUGCAGAGCACAGAGGUGCCCGAUGUCCAGCUCCAGGCCACAGAGGUGCCUGAUGUCCAGCUCCAGGCCAUGGAGGUGCCCGACAUCCAGCUGCAGACCACAGAGGUGCCCGAUGUCCAUCUUGAAACCACUGAGGUGCCCAGUGUCCAUCUUGAAACCACUGAGGUGCCUAACAGCCAUCUCCAGACCACAAAGGUGACCAGUGUUAACCUGCAGGCCACCGAGGUGACCAACAUCCAUCACCAAACCAUGGAGGUGCCCAGCGUCCAUCUCCAGGCCGCAGAGGUGCCCAAUAUCCAUCUCCAGACCAUCUCCACCUCCACUGAGGUGCCCAGUGUGUGUCACCAAACCACUGAGGUGCCCAGUGUUCAUCUCCAAGUCACAGAGGUGCCCAGCCUCCAUCUCCAGACCAUGGAGAUGACCAAUGUCCAUCUCCAAGACACUAAAGCGUCCAGUGUCCGUCACCAAAUAAUGGAGGUGCCUAACAUCCAUCUCAAGAUCACGGAGGUUCCCAACAUCCAACUGAAGACGAUGGAGGUGGCAGAUGUGCAUCUCCAGGCCACAGAGGUGCCCAACACCUGUCACCAAAUUUUGGAGGUGCCCAGCGUCCAACUCAGGACCAUGGAGAUGCCUAACAUGCAUCUCAAGACCGCAGCGGUGCCUGGUGUCCAACUCAAGACCACAGAGGAGGUCCCCAACAUCCAACUCAAGACCAUGGAGGUGGCCAACGUCCAACUCAAGACCAUGGAGAAGGUGCCCAACAUCCAUCUCAAGACCAUGAAGGUGCCCAACAUUCAACUGAAGACCAUGGAGCUGCCCGGUGUCCAACUCAAGACCAUGGAGGUACCCAACAUCCAGCUCAAGACUGUUGAGGUGCCCAACGUCCAACUCAAGACCGUGGAGGUGCCCAGCGUCCACCUCAAGCCCACGGAGGUGACAAAUGUCCAUCUCCAGGCCACAGAGGACCCCAACGUCCAGCCACAGCCCCCUGAAGUGCUGGUGGCAGGCGGGGGGGCGCCCUCCUCCCAAUCCCCACGGCUGGCAGUGGUGGGGACGGCCGGGGGGCUGCCCCCCGUGGUGCUGCUGCGGGGGCGCCCCCCCGCCUGCCCCGUCUGCGGCAAAGCCUUCGCCCAAACCUCCAACCUCCGGCAGCACCAGCGGGUCCACACGGGGGAGCGGCCCUACGCCUGCCCCCAGUGCGGCAAGACCUUCACCCACUCCUCCAACCUCCAGCUCCACCGACGCACCCACUCCGCCGCGCGCCCCUACCGCUGCCCCCUCUGCCCCAAGGCCUUUGUCAUGGCCUCCUACCUCCAGCGUCACCUCCGCACCCACGCCCCCGGUCCUCGCGGGACUCCCCGCCGUCCCCCUCUGCCUCCCCCCGAACCCCAGCUUCCGAUCUUGGUGCAGACCCCCCAGGGCCUGCAGCUCAUCCCCAGCCCCCCGACCCCCCCGCGGAAGCUCCUGCUGCUGCCCAGUGCCCCAGCCGAGCCCCCUGCCUUCACCCUACUGCCUGCUGAGGGUCCCUCACCCCAGGCGGGGAAGGGCCCCCGGGCGUUGGGACCCCCUGCCGCUGGGCAGAGCAUCCUCUUGGUACCAGGCACGGGGCAGGCGCUGCCCGGCAUCCAGCUCCAGGCCGUGGCAGGGACCCCGGCGGGGGCCAGUGUCAUUGUCCUGAGGGGUGGCGUUGGCAGUGUCCUCCCCCUGCGGGCACCGCAGCCCCCCGAGGUGAGCAGCGUCCAGCUGCAGGCAGCCGAGGUGACCAACGUUCAGCUGCAAGCCCUGCCACAACCCUUGGAGGUCACCAAUAUCCAGCUCCAAGCUGCCGAGGUGACAAACGUUCAGCUCCAAGCUACAGAGGUGGCAAGCGUCCAGCUCCAAUCCCUGCCGCAGCCCUUAGAUGUCACCAACAUCCAGCUUCAAGCUGCUGAGGUGACGAACAUCCAGCUCCAAACCCUGCCACAACCCUCCAAAGUGACCAAUGUCCAGCUCCAAGCUCUGCCACAGCCCUUGGACGUCACUAACAUCCACUUCCAAGCUGCCGACGUGACCAACGUCCAGCUCCAAGCUCUGCCACAACCCUCCGAUGUCACCAACAUCCAGCUGCAGGCCACAGAGGUGACAAAUGUCCAGCUGCAAGCCCUGCCACAACCCUUGGAUGUCACCAAGAUCCAGCUCCAAGCCCUGCCACAACCCUCCAAGGUGACCAACAUUCAGCUCCAAACCCUACCGCAACCCUUGGAUGUCACCAACAUCCAGCUGCAGGCCACCGAGGUGACAAAUGUUCAGCUCCAAGCCGUUCCACAGCCCUCGGGCAUUACCAACAUCCAGCUCCAAGCCCUGCCACAGCCCUCAGAGGUGCCCAGUGUCCAUCUUGAGGCCACAGAAGUAUCUGACGUCCAGCUGCAGACCACAGAGGUGACAGAUGUCCAUCUCCAGUCCACGGAAGUACCUGACAUCCAUCUCCAAGCCACAGAAGUGACCAACAUCCAUCUCCAAACUACAGAGGUGCCUGAUGUCCAGCUUCAGGCCACGGAGGUGCCUGACAUCCAGCUGCAGACCACAGAGGUGCCCGACAUCCAGCUUCAGACCAUGGAGGUGCCUGAUGUCCAGCUCCAGGCCAUGGAGGUGCCUGACGUCCAGCUCCAGGCCAUGGAGGUGCCUGACGUCCAGCUGCAGAGCACAGAGGUGCCUGACGUCCAGCUCCAGGCCAUGGAGGUGCCUGACGUCCAGCUGCAGACCACGGAGGUGCCUGAUGUCCAGCUCCAGGCCAUGGAGGUGCCUGACGUCCAGCUGCAGAGCACAGAGGUGCCCGAUGUCCAGCUCCAGGCCACAGAGGUGCCUGAUGUCCAGCUCCAGGCCAUGGAGGUGCCCGACAUCCAGCUGCAGACCACAGAGGUGCCCGAUGUCCAUCUUGAAACCACUGAGGUGCCCAGUGUCCAUCUUGAAACCACUGAGGUGCCUAACAGCCAUCUCCAGACCACAAAGGUGACCAGUGUUAACCUGCAGGCCACCGAGGUGACCAACAUCCAUCACCAAACCAUGGAGGUGCCCAGCGUCCAUCUCCAGGCCGCAGAGGUGCCCAAUAUCCAUCUCCAGACCAUCUCCACCUCCACUGAGGUGCCCAGUGUGUGUCACCAAACCACUGAGGUGCCCAGUGUUCAUCUCCAAGUCACAGAGGUGCCCAGCCUCCAUCUCCAGACCAUGGAGAUGACCAAUGUCCAUCUCCAAGACACUAAAGCGUCCAGUGUCCGUCACCAAAUAAUGGAGGUGCCUAACAUCCAUCUCAAGAUCACGGAGGUUCCCAACAUCCAACUGAAGACGAUGGAGGUGGCAGAUGUGCAUCUCCAGGCCACAGAGGUGCCCAACACCUGUCACCAAAUUUUGGAGGUGCCCAGCGUCCAACUCAGGACCAUGGAGAUGCCUAACAUGCAUCUCAAGACCGCAGCGGUGCCUGGUGUCCAACUCAAGACCACAGAGGAGGUCCCCAACAUCCAACUCAAGACCAUGGAGGUGGCCAACGUCCAACUCAAGACCAUGGAGAAGGUGCCCAACAUCCAUCUCAAGACCAUGAAGGUGCCCAACAUUCAACUGAAGACCAUGGAGCUGCCCGGUGUCCAACUCAAGACCAUGGAGGUACCCAACAUCCAGCUCAAGACUGUUGAGGUGCCCAACGUCCAACUCAAGACCGUGGAGGUGCCCAGCGUCCACCUCAAGCCCACGGAGGUGACAAAUGUCCAUCUCCAGGCCACAGAGGACCCCAACGUCCAGCCACAGCCCCCUGAAGUGCUGGUGGCAGGUGUGCGCAGGCGUGCAUAUGUGUGCAAGCAUGUGUGUCUGCACGUGUGCGUGCAUGUCAGUGUGCGCAGGCGUGCAUAUGUGUGCAAGCAUGUGUGUCUGCACGUGUGCGUGCAUGUCAGUGAGUGGGCAGAUGAGUGUGCACAUAUGUGCACAUGA
This is a messenger RNA of Calidris pugnax (ruff), 7108 nucleotides long. RefSeq lists its product as uncharacterized. NCBI's taxonomy places the organism in Eukaryota, Metazoa, Chordata, Aves, Charadriiformes, Scolopacidae. Bases 8 to 7108 code for a protein of 2366 amino acids. The transcript is spliced from 4 exons. The record is from RefSeq and is a predicted model, not a curated record.